CCGUUGAGAUGAUACUGGUGAGAGGAUUAUGAGAUUUGACGCUCACUUGUAUGGCGCACCCCGGGCCCAGUGGAAGAACUCUCGCUCGAUAGGCCGAAAUACAAAAUAAAAUAUUAAGUUAUGUACGUUUUAAAACGUUGCAUUUCUGUAGGCCAAAUAGUCUUUGAGCUGGCCUACUUUUGUGCCGAGGAGGCGACGCCAUAGAGGAGAAUUGAAGUAAGCCUCGUCCUCCUUCUCCUCCUAGCAUGAUCUUCAGGACGUUGGGGCCGACACGUUUAGAGCCUUGUCGUCUAAGGACCUGUGACUGCAGUGACACGCGUGGAGCAGCGGCCAGGCGUGUGCAUAGCGUGUGUUAUCCUUGAGAUGCGACCACCGCUCUGUGCCUUCCACAGCAAAACUCGGACAUGGGCCGCGCACGGACACACAACCCCUGAGCACCCUAAGGCACACCCCGCCCCCCUCCCUAUCUCUUCCAUCCCUCGCUCCCUCCAGCUCCCUCGCUAUCGGUAUGGUGUCCUUCGGUUCCUCCUGCUUGCCGCCCUGUGCCUUUGGCUCAUUGGACCCUCCCCUGCUCACGCUGCUCACUUCCGUGUCGGGGUGGUAGGGCCGUGGUCAUGUGACCCUCUCUUCUCCAAAGCGCUGCCGAGUGUGGCGGCCCAGCUGGCAGUCAACCGUAUCAACAGAGACCCUGUCCUCUCACUGGCAGCCACUUUUGAUUAUGUCAUUCUGGAAGAGAAGUGUGAGACUUCCAGGGCUCUGGAUGGGUUCAUGGGCUUCUAUACCAGGGCUACAGGCUUCAUCGGGCCGGCCAACCCUGGGUACUGUGACGCUGCAUCGCUACUGGGCAAGGGCUGGAACAAGGCGGUGUUUUCGUGGGGAUGUGUUGGCUAUGAGCUGGAUGAUGUGCGGAGCCAUCCUACCUUUGCCCAUUCCAUGCCCCGACCCACCUGGGUGCUGAUCAGCCUCAUGCAGCACUUCCGCUGGGCACAAGUUGGCAUCAUUGCCUCCUCAGAGGACAGCUGGGUGGAGACCUCCAUCAAGGUGGCCAACUCUCUGAGGAGUCAUGGGAUGCCGGUGAGGCUGGUGGUUACCAUCGGUAACGACCCUGGUAGUGUCAGGAAGACCCUGGCCAAGCUCAAGAAGGUGGAGGACCUACGAUUGGUGAUCAUGUGUAUGCACUCUGCCCUGAUCGGAGGGGGACCGCAGAAGCUCCUGCUAGAAACAGCAAAGGACAUGAGACUGACCGAGGGAUCCCUGGUGUUCCUACCCUACGACACGCUACUCUACAGCCUACCCUACCACAAUGUCACCUACCCUGCCCUGAGGAGCAACAGCAAGCUACUCAAGGCCUACGAUGCCGUGUUGACAGUCACUAUAGACUCUCCCAAGACAUCUUUCUACCAGGCCUAUCAGGAGGCUAUAGACAGGGGAGAGAUAGCGGGAAAUGUCAAGCCAACACAGGUGUCUCCUCUGUUUGGGACCAUCUACAGCUCCAUGCUGUUCAUGGCCCAUGCUGUCCACAGGGUCAAGGCCUCAGGGGAGUGGCUCUCUGGGGGGAACCUGGCCCAACACACCCACAACCUGGCCUUCCAGGGCUUCAGCCACCCUGUGAGGACUAACAUGUCUGGAGCCGGCUUGGCUGACUACGUAAUACUGGAUACAGACGGGAAGACCUGGGACCUCAGGCCCACACACAGGAUAGAGAUGGCUGCUGACAUGGUGCGGUUCCUGGGUAGAGAUAUCCACUUCCCACACGGUAUCUCCCCCAAGACUGACUCCAACUGUUGGUUCAUCAAAGGCAUCAUCUGCACUGGAGGUGUGGAUCCAUUCUCUGCUGUUAGGAUCUUCCUGGGAUUCGUCCAGACGGGUUUCGUCUUGUUUAUUCUAACCUACUGCAUCAAGCGACGCAUCAACCACAUCCGGUUGUUCCGGGGUCCCAACAAGAUCCUGCUCACCCUUGACGACGUCACCUUCAUCAACCCGUCGCUUAGCAACAAGAAGCUUAGUAUAGACAGUAACAGAAAGAUCAGUGGAGUCUCUCUGACGAGCCAUUCACAGCACAGCCUCACGUCCCCCUUCUCUGAGCAAUCCCCUGCUACCUACGAGAACUCCAACGUCGUCCUCUAUGAGGGAGACUGGGCGUGGCUGAAGAGACUACCUCAUGGAACGUUCAGGAAUAUCAACCCCAAAACCAGUGACGUGUUUGAAUUGAUGAAGGACAUGCGUCAUGAGAACAUUAACCUCUUCCUGGGUUUCUUCCACGACUGUGGAGUGUUUGCCAUCGUAACCGAGUUCUGCACCAGGGGAAGCAUGGAAGACCUAUUGCUCAAUGAGGAUGUCAAACUGGAUUGGAUGUUCAAGUCAUCACUACUGCUGGACCUUAUUAAGGGUAUGAAGUACCUGCACCACAGGAACUUGUAUCACGGUCGUCUGAAGAGCAGGAACUGUGUGGUGGAUGGACGCUUCGUCCUGAAGAUCUCAGACUACGGAUACAACGAGGUUCUAGAGGCAGCAAAGUUCCCCUACACAGAACCUCCUGCAGAGGACCUGUUGUGGACUGCCCCUGAGAUUCUGCGUGGCCCCUCCCCCGGUCUCUACGGCAGUCUCCAUGGAGACGUGUACAGCUUCGCCAUCAUCAUGCAGGAAGUGGUCAUGAGAGGCCCGCCUUUCUACAUGCUGGAGCAGUCUGCUGCAGAGUUGAUCCAGAAAAUCCGUAAGCCCCCUCCUCUGUGUCGUCCGGUGGUCUCCCCUGACUACGCCCCUAUGGAGUGUAUCCAGCUGAUGAAACAGUGUUGGAACGAAGAGCCAGACAGGCGGCCAUGCUUCGACCAGAUCUUUGACCUGUUUAAGAACAUCAACAAGGGCAGGAAGACCAACAUCAUAGACUCCAUGUUGAGGAUGCUGGAGCAGUACUCCUCUAACCUGGAGGAGCUGAUCAGAGAGAGGACUGAGGAGCUGGAGAUAGAGAAACAGAAGACUGAGAAACUACUCACUCAGAUGCUGCCACCGACGGUUGCGAAUGCCCUGAAGGUGGGUGGUACGGUGGAACCGGAGUACUUUGACAACGUGACGCUGUACUUCAGUGACAUCGUUGGCUUCACCACCAUCUCAGCCAAUAGCGAGCCCAUCGAAGUGGUUGACCUUCUGAACGACCUCUACACGCUGUUUGACGCAAUCAUUGGCAACCACGAUGUCUAUAAGGUGGAGACGAUAGGCGAUGCCUACAUGGUGGCGUCAGGGUUACCGGUUGCCAACGGAGAUCGUCACGCGGCAGAGAUAUCCAACAUGGCGCUAGACAUCCUCAGUGCUGUGGGCACCUUCAAGAUGAGACACAUGCCUGACGUACCUGUACGGAUACGCAUAGGAUUACACUCAGGUCCGUGUGUGGCGGGGGUGGUGGGACUGACCAUGCCUAGAUACUGUCUGUUCGGAGACACUGUCACCACAGCCUCUCGUAUGGAGUCCACUGGGAUGCCCUACAGAAUCCAUGUCCAUAACAGCACAGUUAAAAUCCUGCUGGAACUCAAGGCAGGAUACAAGGUGCAACUGAGAGGCAAAACUGACCUGAAGGGAAAAGGAGGAACAGAGGAGACCUACUGGCUCAUAGGGAAGGACAACUUUGAGAAACCUCUCCCCGUCCCCCCUGAAUUCAAGAAAGGGUCUGUCCAGGAGAUCAAGGACUUCAAGCUGCUCCUCCACAAGGCCGUGAAGAAGAUCUCCACUGUCAGAACGGUGGCUAUGGUUACUAUGGUGGACGACGACAACGUCAUGAUGCACCACCACUGACCAAUCAGACUUCCUGAUGCACCACCACUGACCUUUGACCCUAGCCAGAAAGAGGCAUCAUGGGAGCUACAGCAAAGGCAUAUUUUGACUCCAUUUUGAAUCAAUGGAACUUGGGGCUGACCAAUGAGGACCACCAAUUGACUACUGUGUGGACAUCCAACUGUUUUGCUUUUAUGGCUCCCGGUCUUUCAGACUGAUUCUGUGUCCAUUAUGAGCCUUGGAUCCUUACUAUCGCCCCAUGGUCAACAAAGAGGGAACAGCAGGGCGGAAGAGGAUCCAGUGACAGGUUUGCGUCUGCAGGUUAUUGGUGAAUAUUCAGAAAAGGGAGCUUACAAGUGUCUGGUCAUACAUUGCCCAAGCAACCGUGUGUGCGUGCGUGCGUGUGCGUGUGCGUGUGCGUGUGUGUGUGUGUGUGUGUGUGUGUGUGUGUGCGUGCGUGCGUGCGUGCGUGCGUGUGCGCGUGCGUGCGUGCGUGCGUGCGUGCGUGCGUGCGUGUGUGUGUGUGUGUGUGUGUGUGUGUGUGUGUGUGCGUGUGCGUGCGUGUGUGUGUGUGUGUGUGUGACGGGGGAGGGGAAGUGAAAGGAUGUGCUGUGUAGAGAUUACUGCAGCUUGUUUUAAAUAUGAAGCAUCUUGCCGGACAGUAGGACUAUCAUUAGAAGUAUCAGUGUUACUCAGUAAACCACGGAUCGGAUCUGUCCAGUGAGUCUACUCGCUUGGUGUCCCAUAAACGCUUUGCUCAAAGCCUCUUCCUGCUUUUCUUCUCCUCCUGAUUUCCUCCUUCUCAUCCUCCUCUCUUCGUGACGAAACAGUCUCUCUUGGUCGUCAUGCUCCCUGCAUUCACACUCUGUCCGUCCGCUGACUUACUGAAACACAAGCUUUGCUUUUUCUUUUUGUUCUUGCAUGUUGUGUUAUGUUGAUGUUCUUUAAUUGUAAACCUCGGACUCUUCCAGAAAAACUCUCCCAGAAUUUUGAACCUGCAUAGGUCAAAUCCAAUUGUAUUUGUCACAUGAGCUGAAUACAACAGUUGUAGGUUUAGUUACGAGCCAUUUCCCCAACAAUGCAGUGCAAAAAACAACAAUUUCAAAAAAUAUGAUGGGUCAGUGACGGGUUGCUGCAGAUGUAAAAAUCCCCAUAUAAAGUGAUACGUUUGUGUAAAAAUCCACAUAUAAAGUGAUACGUUUCUGUAAAAAUCCCCAUAUAAAGUGAUACGUUUCUGUAAAAAUCCCCAUAUAAAGUGAUACGUUUCUGUAAAAAUCCCCAUAUAAAGUGAUAAGUUUCUGCAACAUGUGUAUAACACAUCUGUGAAAGUAUAUACUUGGGGCCUAGAAGGGACUGUUGUGUAUAGUAUGUGCUCACUGAGACACUUUGUAUGUGAGAGACAAUUCAUCAAAAUAUCACCUGUAGAACUUCUCUGAUGUACAAACACUCUGAUGACGCACAAACAUUCCUCUACGGAAUCAUUCUUUCCAUCAUCAGUUUUCAACACGCCUGUAUUAUAACCAAGUCAAGACGAUAUAAUAUUUUGUUUGUUUACAGGUGUUUAUUGUAUUUGUGUAUAAUUGUGUACUGUAACUUGUUAGCAUGGCUUGCAAUACAAAAUUGUGAAAAUUGUCA
Molecule: messenger RNA, 5400 nt
Organism: Oncorhynchus nerka (sockeye salmon)
Lineage: Eukaryota; Metazoa; Chordata; Actinopteri; Salmoniformes; Salmonidae
Gene: gc2
Product: guanylyl cyclase 2
Exons: 27
Coding region: 364-3786 (1140 amino acids)
Biological process (GO): receptor guanylyl cyclase signaling pathway; intracellular signal transduction; cGMP biosynthetic process
Cellular component (GO): plasma membrane
Molecular function (GO): protein kinase activity; ATP binding; adenylate cyclase activity
Source: RefSeq, a predicted model, not a curated record